AUGAAGAGAAACCUACAUGAAAAUUCAACUCGAAGUACAGCAGGCUGUUUGCCUGUACCAUUGUUCAAUCAGAAAAAGAGGAACAGACAACCAUUAACUUCGAAUCCACUUCAGAAUGAUUCAGGUAUCAGUACUGCUUCUGACAGUUAUGAUUUCCCUCCUCUACCAACAGAUUGGGCCUUGGAAGCUGCAAAUCCAGAGUUGGCUCCUUUAAUGAAAACAAGGAACACAGGGCAAGCACCACAUUCUGUUUCUCAUCCCCUGGGAAGUCAAGAGUCUGUGUCUAAAUCUAUUCAAUCAGAUUCUGAAGGAAACCAGAGUGGUUGGAGUUACAGAGAUGGCAACAAAAAUAUCAGCUUAAAAGCUUGGAAUAAAAAUGAUACUACGUCUCAGUGUAAAAGAAGAAAUCUAGUGGCAAAUGAUGGAAUGAAUUCUUGUGCAGUGAGUUUGGGAGCUCAACAACAGAAACAAUCAAAAAUAUCUGAACAUCCUAACUUACCUCACCACAGAGAAACUCAAGAACUCAGACAAAUGCAUUCAUCAAAAAUAUGUGGUUCAACAAUAAAAGGUUUAGGCAAAAAUAGUGCAUUUCAGGCAUUUAAGCCUAAUUUACAAGAUCAAUUUAAGAAAAAAACAUUGGGUGAUAUUCCAGAAAAAAAUACUACUCUAAAGGAAGCCUCAUUUCAGCUGCAGUUUAAGGAAAAAAAUAAUUCGUUAAGAAUUCUUUCUGUGGUUAUUGAAAGCAUGAAGUAUUGGCGUGAACAUGCACAGAAAGCUGUACUUCUUUUUGAACUAUUAGCUGUUUUAGAUUCAGCUGUUACACCUGGUCCAUAUUAUUCCAAGACUUUUCUUAUGAGAGAUGGGAAAAAUACUCUGCCUUGUAUAUUUUACGAAAUUGAUCGUGAACUUCCAAGAUUGAUUAGAGGCCAAGUUCAUAGAUGUGUUGGCAACUAUGACCAGAAGAAGAACAUUUUCAAAUGUGUUUCUGUCAGACCGGCAUCUGUUUCUGAACAAAAAGCUUUCCAAGCAUUUGUUAAAGUUGUAGAUACUGAGAUGAGGUAUUGUACUAAAGUAAUGAAUGAAAUUUAG
Lepus europaeus (European hare) is the source of this 1089-nucleotide messenger RNA. It is a transcript of the gene SPATA22, whose product is annotated as spermatogenesis associated 22. Gene Ontology annotation, biological process: gamete generation; regulation of meiotic cell cycle; meiotic DNA repair synthesis. The transcript has 8 exons. The coding region runs from base 1 to 1089 and encodes 362 amino acids. NCBI's taxonomy places the organism in Eukaryota, Metazoa, Chordata, Mammalia, Lagomorpha, Leporidae. The record is from RefSeq and is a predicted model, not a curated record.